Molecule: messenger RNA, 762 nt
Organism: Macrobrachium nipponense
Lineage: Eukaryota; Metazoa; Arthropoda; Malacostraca; Decapoda; Palaemonidae
Exons: 2
Coding region: 1-762 (253 amino acids)
Source: RefSeq, a predicted model, not a curated record
AUGGGUAAAAAGGCAGUCCAACCGAAGAUAAAGUGGUGGCGAUUAGAAGAGCAAGAAAUUAGAGAGAUAUUUAAGGAAGCAGUUCUUAGGAGCUUCAGAUUGGUGGAAGAUGUGAACACCUGGUGGACUGGAAAUAGUGCAAUGAUCCUUAAAAUAGUAAAAGAAUUAUUAGGGAAGACAUUUGGUAGAGAAAUACCAAAUAAGAAGGAGAGCUGGUGGUGGAACCCUAACACUCAAGAUAAGAUAAAGAAGAAAAAGGAAGCAGGAGUAGCCUAUGACAGGAAUCAAUCUGAGGAAAAUAGGAUAGCUUGGAGAACUACAGUAGAGAAAUAUAGAAAGAAACAGAAAGGACUACAUCUGCUGUUUAUUGACUUGGAAAAAGCUUGUGAUAGGGUACCUAGGCAGGAAGUAUGGAGGUGCUUGAGAGAGAAAAGAGUUUCUGAAAAGUAUGUCAGAGUAAUGAAAGAUAUGUAUGCAGAGGCAACCACGCAAGUAAGUAGCACUGUUGGAACUACAGCGAAGUUUAAGGUGAAAGUUGGUCUCCACCAGGGUUCAGCCUUUAGUCCCUACGUGUUUGAUAUUGUGAUGGAUGUUAUAACAUCGGAAGUUAGAGAAGAGGCGCCUGGGUGUACAAUGUUUGCUGAUGACAUUUUGCUGACUGAUCUAACAAGAGAAGGUGACCAACUCAAGCUAGGAAGAAGGAGAGAAGAACUUGAGAGUAGAAACUUAAAAAUUAGCAGAAUAAAGACAGAAUAUAUGUGA